This is a messenger RNA of Homarus americanus (American lobster), 490 nucleotides long. Its product is annotated as von Hippel-Lindau disease tumor suppressor-like. The annotation marks the transcript as partial. The transcript has 4 exons. The record is from RefSeq and is a predicted model, not a curated record. Lineage: Eukaryota; Metazoa; Arthropoda; Malacostraca; Decapoda; Nephropidae.
AACCCACAAACCCGUUCACAACAGGCCCAGAGUUACGUGAAUUUUGUGAACUGUACUCAGAGAAAAGUCGAUGUGUGCUGGUACAACUACCAGGGUAAAUGCAGGAAAGUUAAGACACUAAAACCCGGAGAACAGUUACAUGUAAGCACCCGCGUAAAGCACCCCUGGGUCUUCCGUGACUCAGAGACGAGAGCUGCCUUUGUGAUUGACUCAGAGGAGGUGUUCUUCCCCAAGCCUUGUUUACAAGAAGGGCAGAAGGUGUAUGGUGAGGUCAGCCCCCGCCACAUACCAGCCUUCAUCUGCCUUCCUCUGUACUCCCUCAAGGAACGAGCUGCACAGGUUGUCAGUUCACAACUAUCAAACCCCAAAGAAGCAGACGACCUCGACAUUGCCAAAACUCUCAAGGAAACCGUCACUAAGUGGCUCGUUCGAGAACAUCAUCUGUGUUAAUUCAGCUCAAGAAUCUUAAAGACGCUCUUGUAGAAUUUGG